Molecule: messenger RNA, 1650 nt
Organism: Rhizophagus irregularis DAOM 181602=DAOM 197198
Lineage: Eukaryota; Fungi; Glomeromycota; Glomeromycetes; Glomerales; Glomeraceae
Cellular component (GO): endoplasmic reticulum membrane
Source: RefSeq, a predicted model, not a curated record
AUGACAGUUACUAAGCCGGAGUUUUCAGCUUCACAAAAUGAAUCCACUAAACAAAAAGAAUUUAAUAAUGCACAAAAUACAUCUCCGGUUCCAUUUUUUACUCUAUGGGAUUAUUUCAAAGAUGAAUUAACAGCAUCUGAAUUUGAUACUUUACAAGAACUUAAAAGAGAAAGGGUGACCAAUUUUCUUGGUAUUCCAUGUUCAAUUGAAAAACUCAUGAUUUUCGGAUUUUUCAUUUGUUUAGAUUCUUUUUUAUAUACACUCACCAUUCUCCCUUUACGUGUAAUAUUUUCUUUUUAUUCAUUAAUCACGAACAUUGUGUUAUUUUUUAAUAACGAAAAUAGCAAUCAACGGAGAUAUAGUAUAUUAAAUUUAUCACAGAAAUGUGAUUUACUUAAAGGCUUACUUAUAAUUUUGGUUUGUACAGCACUUCAAAGUGUAGAUGCAUCACGAAUAUAUCAUAUAAUCCGGGGACAAUCUGUUAUUAAAUUAUACGUUAUCUUUAACGUUCUUGAAAUUUUCGAUCGACUUUGUUGUUCUUUUGGUGGAGAUAUUCUUGAUUCUCUAUUUUCUAAAUCAACACUUGGGAAAAGAAAGGAUGAUUCUGACAAUAAUAAUAAUAAUCCAAAUUGGAGAACAAUUAAAUUUUUCAUUUUGGCAUUAAUUUAUAUCCUUACACAUUCAAUAGUUUUAUUUUAUCAAUCCAUUACUCUUAACGUAGCAAUCAACUCUUACUCAAAUGCUUUAUUGACUUUAUUAUUAUCAAAUCAAUUCAUCGAAAUUAAAGGAUCUGUGUUUAAAAGGUUCGAAAAAGAAAAUUUAUUUCAACUAAGUUGUGCUGAUAUAGUUGAACGGUUCCAAUUGGCCAUUUUUUUAUCAGUGAUAACUGUUCGUAACUUGAUUGAAUUGUCGGGAUCUCCACCUUCACCAUUUUCCAUAUUACCCGCAUCAUUCAUUCCAUUAUUUCCGGCAAUGACUACUGUUGAGACAUUAAUGACUCCAGUAUUAUUUGUAUUGUUGUCUGAAUUGUUGGUUGAUUGGUUAAAACAUGCAUUUAUUACAAAAUUUAAUCAUAUUCGAACAAGUAUCUAUGAUAGAUACAUCGACGUACUAUCAAAGGAUCUAGUAAUUGGGAAUCCAACGAGAAAUUCUGAUGGAAUGAAUAACAAUUUUAGACCACAAAAAAUUGUUGAUCAGUCACCAAUGGUUUCUCGUCGGAUCGGAUUUGCUGCAUUCCCAUUGACAUGUUUUACGAUUAGUAUGACUUUACAAACUGUUUCAAUGAUUUAUGAUUUGAUACAAGAUAUGGAAGAUGAUCCAAAAAAUAUGCCAAUUGUUAAUGUUGCUACACAACCUCCUAUUGUAUGGAUUUUAUGCGGGAUUUUAGCGUAUGUUAUGUUGAUAUUAUUAAAAUUACUAGUUGGAAUAAAUUUACUUGGAUUUGCUCAUAGAAGAUAUGCUAGUAUGGAAACGCGUGAAGCAGAAGAGAGAGCGCAAGCUAAAAAAUUUGAAGAACAUGUUCUUGCAGAAAAGGAAGAAAGAGAAACUAAAAGUCAAGUCCUUGAAAAUUCAAAUGACAAUCUAAAAAAACCAGAAGUAACGUUGGAUAAUAUUGACCGAUAUACAUUAUUUAAAAGUCGUAUUCCUUGA